Molecule: messenger RNA, 519 nt
Organism: Opisthorchis viverrini
Lineage: Eukaryota; Metazoa; Platyhelminthes; Trematoda; Opisthorchiida; Opisthorchiidae
Exons: 3
Coding region: 1-519 (172 amino acids)
Biological process (GO): regulation of transcription by RNA polymerase II
Molecular function (GO): DNA binding, bending
Source: RefSeq, a predicted model, not a curated record
AUGGCAAAGGAUAAGUCGAAGCCCAAAGGAGCGCUGACCCCAUAUGCGUUGUUUUUGCAGUCAAUGCAUGCUGAUCAGAAAAAGAAGCAUCCAAGCGUAACUCUUGACUUCAAGACAUUUUCCAAAGAAUGCUCUGAACAGUGGAAGAAUCUCACAGCAAAAGAAAAGAAGAAGUUUGAGGACCUUGCUGCUAAAGACAAAGAAAGAUAUAGGAAGGAAAUGCAAAGCUACGAACCCCCCGCGGAUGAGGGCAAAAGCAGGAAGAGGAAAAAGGAUCCUAAUGCCCCAAAGAAAGCUCUGUCAGCGUUCUUCUUGUUUUGCAACGACGAGCGACCAAAGGUUAAGGCAGACCAUCCCGAUUGGAAGGUCAGUGAGAUAGCUAAGGAGCUAGGGAAGCGGUGGGAGACGUGCAAAAACAAGUCGAAGUAUGAGAGUCAGGCGCAGGUAGAGAAGCAACGUUAUGAGAAAGCUAUGGCAAAAUACAACGCAGGGAAGAAGGCCAAGUUGGACUCUGACUGA